Molecule: messenger RNA, 886 nt
Organism: Rattus rattus (black rat)
Lineage: Eukaryota; Metazoa; Chordata; Mammalia; Rodentia; Muridae
Gene: C7H14orf132
Product: chromosome 7 C14orf132 homolog
Exons: 3
Coding region: 1-537 (178 amino acids)
Source: RefSeq, a predicted model, not a curated record
AUGUGGGCUGAAGAUUACGGGGCGCCGCGCCGGGGUCUCCCGCCCACUUGGAGGCGUCUGGAACCGGAGCCUGGAGCCAGCCAGGGCUGUGAGGGUUUUCAAAGACGCGCCACCACGCCGGGGCUGCUGAGGUUACGGUCGCCGGGGCCCGAGGGCACCUGCUCGCGGUUCCGCCGGCUCCCUGAUAACUGUGCGGGAGGCUGGACCCGCAGCGGCGACAGCGACGACAGCAGCAGCGAGGACUGGAGCGCAGGCAGCAGCAGCAGCCACACCAGCCGUGACACCAUGGAUCUGUCUUUUAUGGCCGCGCAGCUGCCCAUGAUGGGAGGAGCAUUCAUGGACUCACCCAACGAGGACUUCAGUACCGAGUACUCCCUGUUUAACUCCCCUGCCAACGUCCACUCGACCUCCAAUGGCCACGGCCAGCUCGAGGAGUCUCCUCGCUCCUCCAACGAUGCUGUGCUGCUGUGGAUUGCCAUCAUAGCCACGGUGGGGAACAUCGUGGUGGUAGGGGUGGUGUAUGCCUUCACCUUCUGAGGCCCAGGGAUGCUGAGGCUCUGGGGAAGCCCCUCCCACUCUGGCUCCAGCUUUCUCCCAGCCACUGGAGACACCUAUGUUCCCGGAUGGUCCCUGGAGGGGCAGGCACCAUGCACCUGUAAUUUCCUCCAGGCAGCUCCGGCUUAGAGCAUCUCCGUGUUGCGGCUGAUCUAAUUCAGAGCACCUUGAAGGUGGUGGCUUUCAGCUCCUAAAAGCUUGACAGCUCGGGUCCUUCGAGCAGCAGACUGAACAAUUCUUGAAGUUUCGGUCAGUCCCAGAAUGCAAGGACGGUUUGAACAUCCUAUUGGGUUAAAAAAAAAAAUGAAGGUCUGGUUUCGGUGACAGUAAA